UCUCGGGUCCUUCUGCUCGCCUGGCUUUAGCUUCCCCUGUACGGGAAGAAGUGUGGGUCAAUCCACAUCAGGGAGAUGGCGGAGGAGGAGGAUGAGCUGCUUGGGGAGAGGUUACUCUUCCUCCCUGAUCGCCAUGUCCGUUACUUCCAGCGGAGCCUCCAGGCGCUCCCGGAGCAGUGCUCGUCCCUGGAGACCAGCAGGUUGACCAUUGCGUUUUUUGCUCUUUCUGGACUGGACAUGCUGGAUUCAUUGCAUGUUGUGGACAAAGCUGAAAUAAUAGAGUGGAUAUACUCACUCCAGGUUCUUGCCACUGAAGACAAAUCCAAUCUAGAUCGAUGUGGAUUUCGAGGUUCAUCGUGUUUGGGGUUGCCAUUUAAUCCAUCUAAGGGUCACGGAGUUUACCAUCCCUAUGACAGUGGCCACAUAGCAAUGACCUACACUGCUCUCUCUAGUUUGCUGAUCCUAGGUGAUGAUCUGAGUCGUGUCAAUAAAGAAGCGUGUCUCGCAGGACUGCGUGCUCUCCAGCUUCCUGAUGGGAGUUUUUGUGCGGUCCCUGAGGGAAGCGAGAAUGACAUGCGAUUUGUGUACUGUGCAUCAUGCAUCUGUUAUAUGCUCAAUGACUGGUCGGGGAUGGAUAUGGAGAAGUCAAUAGAAUACAUUAGAAGAAGUAUGUCAUAUGAGAAUGCACUGGGACAAGGAACCGGCUUAGAAGCUCAUGGUGGGUCUACAUUUUGUGGCGUUGCUUCUCUUUGUCUUAUGGGAAAACUCGAAGAUGUCUUCUCCGAGAAAGAACUCAACCGAAUAAGAAGAUGGUGCAUCAUGAGGCAACAAAAUGGUUUCCACGGCCGACCUAACAAACCAGUUGACACGUGUUAUUCCUUCUGGGUUGGAGCAACUUUAACGCUUUUAGACAUCUUCAAGUAUACAAACUUUGAAAAAAACAGAAACUUUAUUUUAUCUACCCAAGACCGUCUCGUCGGUGGUUUUGCAAAGUGGCCAGAUAGCCAUCCAGAUGCCUUGCACGCAUACUUUGGGAUCUGUGGCCUUUCUUUAAUGGGGGAGUCUGGAAUCAAUGAAGUCCACCCAGCACUGAAUGUAAGCAUAACCACCUACAAACAUCUCCAGCAGCUCCACGACUCCUGGAAAGCCAAGAACUGUGCAAAUCAUGGUCACCUCAGUCCUUGACUGAUGGCCGCCAGCAUCGCCUUAGGAUGGAGAUUCAUAGCCCCACUUCUAAGCCAUGUAUUAACCAAGUGUGCUUUUUCGUACUGGAGUCCUUCGAUCAAAGUGUUCAUUGGUUAGUAGCACUGCAUUGUACAACAGGCUUCAACCACCUUUCCUGUACCUCAAUAAAAAUAAUUUUAUAAGAUGGUAUUAUUUUAAAGCGAUCACGUCAUCAUUCAGCAGCUUCAUGAAUUUACUAUGGUCAUUUGUAAACUAUAUUCAGCCCCUAGGACACAAAAACACAGAAGCUUCAAUGUAAACAGGUUUUAAAUGUAUGCAAUUAGAGAUGAGCGAACUUACAGUAAAUUUGAUUCGUCACGAACUUCUCGGCUCGGCA
Molecule: messenger RNA, 1561 nt
Organism: Hyla sarda
Lineage: Eukaryota; Metazoa; Chordata; Amphibia; Anura; Hylidae
Gene: PGGT1B
Product: protein geranylgeranyltransferase type I subunit beta
Exons: 9
Coding region: 76-1185 (369 amino acids)
Biological process (GO): protein geranylgeranylation
Cellular component (GO): CAAX-protein geranylgeranyltransferase complex
Molecular function (GO): CAAX-protein geranylgeranyltransferase activity
Source: RefSeq, a predicted model, not a curated record